AUUGACGUCACUUAUCGAUAACUUGUCUGUCUGUCAGCUGCAGCGCCACACGUGCGAUAAUUAUAAAAUUACGCCAGCAACAAAAUGAAGCAGAAAAAGAAGCUGGCUGUCGGUCUCAGUCGCGAGGAGCGUCAGGUGCUUGUCAUCGGUGAAAUCAUACAGGAACUACUAAAGGCACACGAAGACAAGAAAGAUGUGAAUCUGAAUCGCAUGAAAUCGCUAAUAUCAUCGAAAUAUGGACUGGACAGCUCGCCGCGACUUGUGGACAUCAUAGCAGCCGUGCCGCAGGAUGCCAAGAAGAUACUGCUGCCCAAGCUGCGUGCCAAGCCCAUACGAACCGCAAGCGGCAUUGCCGUGGUGGCUGUCAUGUGCAAGCCGCAUCGCUGUCCGCACAUCAAUUUUACGGGCAACAUUUGCGUCUAUUGCCCCGGCGGACCGGACAGCGAUUUCGAGUACUCCACACAAUCGUAUACGGGCUAUGAGCCGACCUCAAUGCGCGCCAUACGGGCACGUUAUGAUCCAUUCCUGCAGACACGCCAUCGCGUCGAGCAGCUUAAGCAGCUGGGCCACUCCGUGGACAAAGUGGAGUUCAUUGUGAUGGGCGGCACAUUUAUGGCCCUGCCGGAGGAAUAUCGUGAUUACUUUAUACGAAAUCUGCAUGAUGCUCUCUCUGGGCACAGCAGCGCUAAUGUUGCGGAAGCGGUGCGUUAUUCCGAGAAGUCCCGGACCAAAUGCAUUGGCAUCACAAUUGAGACUCGGCCGGAUUAUUGCCUGAAGCGUCACAUCUCCGAUAUGCUGAAUUAUGGCUGCACACGCCUGGAGAUCGGCGUGCAGUCCGUCUAUGAGGAUGUAGCCAGGGACACAAAUCGUGGUCAUACGGUGCGCGCCGUUUGCGAGACAUUCAACAUGGGCAAAGAUGCCGGCUACAAGAUUGUCACACACAUGAUGCCCGAUCUGCCCAAUGUGGAUUUUGAGCGCGACAUUGAACAGUUCAUCGAGUACUUUGAGAAUCCCGCUUUUCGCUCAGAUGGCCUCAAAAUCUAUCCCACACUUGUCAUACGUGGCACUGGGCUCUACGAGCUGUGGAAAACGGGUCGCUACAAGUCGUAUCCACCCUCGAUGCUGGUCGAUUUGGUGGCCAAAAUACUGGCUCUGGUGCCACCCUGGACACGCGUCUAUCGUGUUCAGCGUGACAUACCCAUGCCUCUGGUUAGCUCGGGCGUGGAGCACGGCAAUCUGCGUGAAUUGGCUCUGGCGCGCAUGAAGGAUUUGGGCACGGUUUGCCGGGAUGUACGCACACGCGAGGUCGGCAUCCAAGAGAUACACAACAAGGUUCGUCCGUAUGAAAUCGAGCUGAUAAGACGCGAUUAUGUGGCCAACGGCGGUUGGGAGACGUUCAUCUCAUACGAGGAUCCCGAGCAGGAUAUACUUGUGGGCCUGUUACGCUUGCGCAAAUGCUCACCGGACACCUUCCGGCCGGAACUGCAGGGAGAGUGCUCCAUUGUGCGCGAACUACACGUUUACGGCUCUGUAGUGCCGGUCAGCUCACGUGAUCCAACCAAGUUCCAGCACCAGGGCUUUGGCACGUUGCUCAUGGAGGAGGCGGAGCGUAUUGCCCGCGAGGAGCAUGGCAGCACAAAGAUCGCGGUCAUCUCGGGUGUCGGUACGCGCAACUAUUACCGCAAACUGGGCUACACCCUAGACGGCCCCUACAUGUCCAAGUCACUCUCAAAACAAUACAAUUAUCGCUCUUAAUUUGUCACCUAGAUAUAUGUAUAUAAUUAUUAUAUAAUGCUUGUUGUUCUGGGCUUGAGAUAAAUAGAUAUAUUCCUUAUUGAAGAAAGGA
Molecule: messenger RNA, 1846 nt
Organism: Drosophila virilis
Lineage: Eukaryota; Metazoa; Arthropoda; Insecta; Diptera; Drosophilidae
Gene: Elp3
Product: elongator complex protein 3
Biological process (GO): tRNA wobble base 5-methoxycarbonylmethyl-2-thiouridinylation
Cellular component (GO): elongator holoenzyme complex; cytoplasm; nucleus
Molecular function (GO): iron-sulfur cluster binding; acyltransferase activity, transferring groups other than amino-acyl groups
Source: RefSeq, a predicted model, not a curated record